AUGGGCUUGCACCUCGCUGUCGCUUUCAAGAAUGCCUUGCGUCGGGUCGAUUAUCUCUUUGCGUCUGGAUGGUCUGUGUCUGGCCUCGAGUCUGUUGUAGCGAAUGGCAUGAUGCUGACCUCUCAGUGGACUCAGGUUGCUGCAUGGGAGUGGAGACGGUUUCGGCUGCCCUUCGUGUGUUGGUUGAGGUUCUCCCAUGUACGUUUCCUGUCGUUCAUUGACUCAGCUGUUGCAAAGGGAGCUUUGGCAAAGGGCAGGUCCACCUCAAAGCUUCUUCAGCCGCUCCUUCGCCGUGCCUGUGUGUUGCAGCUUGCCUUUGACUUGUACCCGGUUUGGCCUUUCUGUCCCACACGACACAAUACAGCUGACGGCCCAACUAGGGAUGUCGUUGUCCGUGAAAUGAGCGAGAAGAGCAUCCGUAGUGCUGAGGGCGUUGACUUCAGAGCCCUGCGCAUGGUUGGUUUGAAAAGAGUCGCAGCAAACUGGAUUCGUCUGUUGCUCAUUGUUUCGUCCUGUGGCGGUGUUCAGGGCUGUGCCGUGGGCUCAAACCUGUCUUUUGUCUUGCCUACCUGGCCUGAUUUUGGAGCAUGGCUUUCGCAAUGGACUUUUCCCAUUUGGGUGCUCACUGUCACUUGGACUUUGUCUGCCGCUGUUGACCUUUUUCUCGGUCUCUGCAACUCCCUCUUAGCUUUGGCAGGUCUCUGUGUUGGCCUAUGGACUUUGUCUCGUUUCCUGUCGGCACUCAAGACCAGUCAUGUCUUCUGGACUUUCCCUGUCUUUUUGAGCCUUGCACCUAGCCACGGGUUUUUGGACUUCCGGUGGCGCGCAUGUGCCAUGGAGCCGCUGUCUGCAGCCGAGCGUCGCCAAGCGGAUGAGAGGGCGGGAGCUCUCCCUACUGGCGAUAGAGCGAAGAUUUGGAGAUUUGAUGAGAGCUCUAUACAGCUGCCUGAUGAGAGUUCUGGCAGACAUCGGGCGUUUGAUUUGUCGUCAUUGCGUCCUGGAGGAGCAAGUCACCUGUUGAACGCCUGCGAGGACUCGGAAGUAGUCCGUAG
Cladocopium goreaui is the source of this 1052-nucleotide messenger RNA. Lineage: Eukaryota; Dinophyceae; Suessiales; Symbiodiniaceae. The record is from the annotation of a GenBank genome assembly.